GUUAACUUUAAGUACCCAGGACUUUGUAUGACAUGGAUUCAGAAUCCUCACAACAAAAAUGUGUUAUCACAAAUGAACUACUUAGAAAGCCAGACCAUAACAAAGGACAAAAUGGAGAUGAGGACAUAGUUGCAGAGAUCAUGAGACGAUGUUUCUGUCCAUCUUUGAUAACCACCCAUACUUGGGAAGAAUUCAGUUUUGCUGGCCACAGGAUCAAGAUUACGGAAGCUACAGACAGUUAUGGAGCUGUGGUUUGGCCUUCGGCUCUUGUUCUAUGCUAUUUUUUGGAAACAAAUGUGAAGCUUUGUAACAUGGUUGACAAAAAUGUUAUUGAAAUUGGAGCUGGAACAGGCCUUGUCUCUAUAGUAGCCAGCUUGCUAGGUGCGCAUGUGAUUUCCACUGACUUGCCUGAAGUGCUAGGAAACCUUCAGUACAAUCUUCUCAGAAACACAAAACUGAAAUGCAAACAUGAGCCUCAGGUGAAAGCAUUGGUCUGGGGGGUGGACCUGCAGAAGAAUUUUCCCAGGUCUUCAUAUCAGUUUGACUACAUAUUGGCUGCUGAUGUUGUAUACCACCACCCUUACUUGGAAGAGCUGCUUCUAACCUUCGAUCAUUUGUGUAUGGAUAAUACCACCAUCAUCUGGGCCAUGCGGUUCAGACUGGAAAGUGAAAACUCGUUUGUGGACCAAUUCAAAAAACUGUUCCAUCUAGAAAUGAUUUCUGAUUUUCCUAGUUUAAAUAUAACCCUGUUUAAAGCAAAGAGGAGGCCAAAACAACUCCAAUAACUGCAUCCUGGAUUGUUGAAUGUCCAAUAAUUAGGCGGUUUAAUAAAAUAGACAAGACAAGGAAUAGAAUA
This is a messenger RNA of Protobothrops mucrosquamatus (brown spotted pit viper), 856 nucleotides long. RefSeq names its product protein-lysine methyltransferase METTL21E-like. Gene Ontology annotation, biological process: peptidyl-lysine methylation. Gene Ontology annotation, molecular function: protein-lysine N-methyltransferase activity. The coding region runs from base 33 to 785 and encodes 250 amino acids. The record is from RefSeq and is a predicted model, not a curated record. Lineage: Eukaryota; Metazoa; Chordata; Lepidosauria; Squamata; Viperidae. The transcript is spliced from 4 exons. Gene Ontology annotation, cellular component: cytosol; cytoplasm.